CAGAGAGAGCCUCAGAGAGGGGCGGGCACGCCGGGAAGGGCAGACUGGGCCUUGGGAAGAGGAGGAGCCGUUGGGUAGAAAGGGAGGGGAGGUGGAUUUGCGUGAGUAGAAUGGCGGUGUAGGCAGGGGGAAAGAGGAAGGGCCAAGCUCUGAAGGCAGAACUAGGGGUUUCCGGAAGGCAAUCUUUGGGGAGGGGAAGGUAAAGAUUGGGUCACGUGAUAAUCAUAUUACGAAAGUCCCACUUCCCUCUUGUGUUAUAAUAGUUAAGGGGCAGAUAAAGCAGUGAAGGCUGGAUUUCAGGUGAGACAGUGUGAGAGGCAGUAGGAGAGUUCAGCUCUGUGAAUAUUCUGUCACUUUUGUGUCAAACUGAUUAGUGGGGCCGACACAUGUAUUCCGUCACGUUUAUAUGCCCUGGCGCAAGCUUGCAGUCCGGCCUGAGACAAAUCUGAACCUCACUGAGCGAAUUGUUUCACUGUCACUGCAGAGGACCCUUUGGCCGUACAGUGUGUUACCGCCUGGGCGCUUAUUCAUAUGUUUACCCACCAUUUAUUACCACGCCCGGGCUGGGCUCUCACUUCGUGGUGGGAAUUGGUUGGAGACAAGUUGGACACCACGACGACGACAGUGCCGCUUUGCGGGACUUAAAAGAAGAAUCUUUUUUGACCUGACCAUGGCAAGUUGUCAGCCAGACUCUCAAUCUGAUAAUGACUCUGAGGCAUGGCAAAGACUAACUAAGAAAGAAUGGACUGAGAGACUUAUUGAGAUGAUGAGAACAGCACAACUGAGAGACAAUGUGGAUGAUCCCUGUUUUCCUAAUGACCCAAGCAGGAGACAGAUGUCCCAUAGUGAAAAUCCAGCUGAGGAAGUUCAUCAUAGACAACAAAAUCUUGAUUGGUGUCAAUGUAAAAAUUGCGUUCUAAUGCCCACAGUCAAAGAAUGCAUUUGCUGCAAAGAAAUCCCAAACGUUGUCACUUUGAUGGGUCCCGCGAUCACCUGUAUUGUUGAGAAUCCAACAUUUAUUGAACGCUGCCUCAAAGAGGAUUAUGUUUAUUUUAUGUUGCGAAUGGUGAAGAAUUUGAAGAAGCAUCCCAGUGAUGAUGAAUAUCAUAGGUACCUACGUAUGACUGCUUACCGUAGUUUCACAAUUUGGGUUCAUUACUUCUUGGGGAAAAAAAAACGCAGACCAAUCCCUUCCUGUGUAGUAAAGGCUAUACGCACAGCUUUCCCUGAUUCAUAUGGUCUGUACCGUGGAUUUGUUCCGUUGGAAGAUUAUCCUGCAGUUGAUAUGGCAGAAGACUUGGACUUUGUGGUCUUAUAAUAUGUUUUUAUGUUUGCCAAGUUUUAGGUGACUACAAGAACAAAGUAAAACAAGGGCGUACUCCCCUAGUGUAAUUCUAAACAUUAAUACCAAAACAUUACAGUGUAUUAAAGAUAUGACAAUAUAUUAUACUGUUGGCCUGCACUGGUAAAACUAGUGUGUUUGCUUUAGACACUCUACUGUAAUUUAUAUAAGCAAGCUGAUGUGUAGUCACGGGGGCAGCGAUUCAUGCACAGGACACUCAGUCAAUAACAGAUUAUUAUAAAUUCCAUUGUAUACUACAGAGCAUAUAUGUUAUCUUCUGAGUAUCCUGUGCCUUUUUCAGCUUUGAAUAGCUGCCCCCAUGACUACACAGCAGUUAUGUUAUAUCAUGUUAAAGCAACAUGUUAUAUCAACUAUUUUAGAGUUUCAACAGCAAUUACAUCUGUUUUACUAGUAAAGCAUAUUUUUUUGUUGUUCUUAGCCUAGUUAUAUUGGCCAAUUUUUAUGAUAUAUACAAGUUUUUUGUGGCUUGCUUAUUUUAAUUUUUUUGGAUAAAAAAUAAAUUACCAAAAAAAAUGUGUAAAAAAAUUUGCUAUGAUGUGUCUAUCAUGGACAUGUAUGUCCUCUGUUACUGAAUAUAUUAUAAGGUUCUGAACAUUAUACAAAAUGUAAUUGAGAACAAUUACAAUGUUGCCCUUGAAAAAUGUUUUAUGCUGAUCAAAAAUAAAACACAUUUGUACUUUUAAGAACUGUU
This is a messenger RNA of Xenopus laevis (African clawed frog), 2054 nucleotides long. RefSeq lists its product as uncharacterized. The transcript has 4 exons. Lineage: Eukaryota; Metazoa; Chordata; Amphibia; Anura; Pipidae. The coding region runs from base 407 to 1318 and encodes 303 amino acids. The record is from RefSeq and is a predicted model, not a curated record.